GAUGAUGAGAUUGGAGAUGGGACCACUGGUGUUGUCAAUGCGAUCCUCACUUUACUGGCUGGUACACUUUUGGAGCAGAGCAAAGAUCUACUAGACCAUGACAUUCAUCCCAUCUGUAUAGCAGAUAGCUUUGACCAGGCCUGUGCUGUUGCCUGUGAGGAGCUUGACAGCAUCUCA
Molecule: messenger RNA, 177 nt
Organism: Suillus subaureus
Lineage: Eukaryota; Fungi; Basidiomycota; Agaricomycetes; Boletales; Suillaceae
Exons: 2
Molecular function (GO): ATP binding
Source: RefSeq, a predicted model, not a curated record